Molecule: messenger RNA, 1608 nt
Organism: Knipowitschia caucasica
Lineage: Eukaryota; Metazoa; Chordata; Actinopteri; Gobiiformes; Gobiidae
Source: the annotation of a GenBank genome assembly
AUGGCAGAAGAAGGACCGACCCCAGGAGACACUGUCGAUGCAUGGCAGUUUUCCAAAAAGAACCCGCCGUCGUCAGAAAGUGCCGGUGGAGACGAGGGGCUGGACCCAGAGACCUCCACAGACUCCAGCUCAGAGCAAAGUCCCAAAGUGAAAGUCCAGAGCGAGCAGGAUCCGUACAAAUACCGCACAGACUUCUCCAGCGUUGGAAUCUGUCUGCUCAUCAACAACAAGAACUUCCACCGCAGCACAGGAAUGAGCGCUCGAAACGGCACAGACAAGGACGCAGCUGCUGUGAUGAAGACCUUUGUGAACCUGGGAUAUAAAAUGAUUGUAUCGACCGACCUCAGUGUGAAAGAGAUGAAGGAGAAGCUGCACAGCGUGUCUCAGGAGGACCACAGCAAACACGCCUCUUUCGUGUGUGUGAUUCUGAGUCACGGGGAAGAGGGCGUGAUCUUUGGGACGGACGGGUUUGAAAAGCUCGACGUCCUCACCCGAUUUUUUAAAGGAGACAAAUGCAAGUCCCUCGUUGGAAAACCCAAACUCUUCUUUAUACAGGCGUGUCGCGGGUCUGAGUUUGACGCUGGGAUCGAGGCCGAUGCAGUAGACUCUUCAGACUCGUCCACAGACCGGAUCCCCGUGGAGGCAGACUUCCUGUACGCCUACUCCACCGCUCCAGUCCAGGUCCAAGGAGUCAAGGUCUGCUCAGUGGGGUCGUUUCUAACGGGACGUGGCAAAGACAUCCGAAACACGUUCUAUAAAGGUUUAUACAGGGACUUCAAAGACAUGGCUCGCAGGAGUCCUCGACUGGUCGACUCGGGGUAUUACGAUAUGGAUGGAAACCCCCGCAUCUCAUACUCAGACACCAGUCGCAGAAGUUCCAACAGCUUCACAAAUAUGCGGCGCCACAGCUACCAGCUGGAGGCGAGGAAGGCCGCGAAUGUCAUCCAUGUGUCUGCGCCUGCAGUUCAGCCCAGGUCCCGGUUCAGCUUGGCCUGGUUCAUAAUCCAGCUUCUCCUUCUUGGCCUUGCUGUGUCCUGGCUGACAAUGAAGUUUGCUGUUAAUGGUGACGUGCAGCAGCUGCAGAAGGAGGUAAAACAUUUGCAGCAUCUGGAGGAAGAGGUCGAUCAUUUGCGUCAGCAGCUUGAGCAUCACAAGGCGAUGGUGAAAGCUCCUUUAGCCAACUUUGCACUGGAAACUCAUGGGGCUCGGGUGACUGCUGUGACUUCCAAGACACUCAAGCAGAAAAAUCGUCCGCUUUGGCUCAAAUUUCUCGGUCCAUACACCGUGAUCAAAGGUCAUAAUUAUCCUUUGAUUCCUGGACAGUGCUGGGCGUUCUCAGGUCAGACUGGGAGGCUUUCCAUAGCUCUACCACUGGAGAUCCACAUCACCAAAGUAACUGUAGGACACAUUUUGAAGGGGCAGUCUCUUACAGGAACAAUUGACUCCGCUCCAAAGUCUUUCUCUGUGUAUGGACUGAAGGACUUUGGACCAACAGAGGUAAGACUUGGAACAUUUGUCUACGACGCAGACGGGGACUCGUUCCAAACAUUUGAGAUCCUGGAGCAACACAAGGAGGUUACCGCCAAUGACUCAGGCCACACCUAUUGA